Molecule: messenger RNA, 1383 nt
Organism: Penicillium cataractarum
Lineage: Eukaryota; Fungi; Ascomycota; Eurotiomycetes; Eurotiales; Aspergillaceae
Gene: sfh5
Product: CRAL/TRIO domain protein
Exons: 3
Coding region: 1-1383 (460 amino acids)
Biological process (GO): regulation of exocytosis; Golgi to plasma membrane protein transport
Cellular component (GO): cortical endoplasmic reticulum; plasma membrane; cytosol
Molecular function (GO): phosphatidylinositol transfer activity
Source: RefSeq, a predicted model, not a curated record
AUGUCGGACCAAAAGCCCGUCGAACAGGUCCCCGCGGCCGAGCCCGAGAAGCUCCAGGAAGCUGCCGUGGUAGCUUCGGAAGCUCCUGAAGCUAGCGACAAGCCUUCGGAAACGCCCGCGGCUGCAACCACCGAGACUACCGACAAGGAAGCCGAGCCCAAGGCUGAGGAGGCUGUCCACGAUACUCCAGCCAAGGUGGAAGAGCCCGUGAACGAUGCGCCCGUUGCCCCUGAGCCCGAAGCGGCCAAACCUGAGGAGCAGAAGCCCGAGCAGCCCGCAUACCUGACCAAGAUCCCCGGUCUGGCCCAGUUGUUCGAACAGCUGCCUAAGAUCCUCAACGAGACUAGCUACAAUGAAAUGUGGGGCGUGCAGCUCAAGGACAGCGAGGAUGUGCCUACCGUCAAUGUGCUGAUCAAGUUCCUCCGUGCCAACGAGGGCAACGUCCAGGGUGCUCAGGAUCAACUGCGCAAGGCUCUUGAAUGGCGCAAGAAGACCGAUCCUCUGGCUUUGGUCGAGUCUGGCCGUUACAGUGCCACCAAGUACGGUGGUCUCGGCUACCUGACAACCUAUGAGCAGGAUGGACGCCCUCUGGUGUUCACCUGGAACAUCUACGGUGCCGUGAAGGAUGUUAGCGCCACUUUUGGCGACUCCGACGAGUUUGUCAAAUGGCGCGCCGCCCUUAUGGAACUCGCCGUUCAGGACCUGAAGAUGAAGGAUGCCACCGAGGUCAUCGACUAUGACGGCGAGAAGGAUCCUUAUCAGAUGAUCCAGGUUCACGACUACCUGAACGUCAAGUUCUUGCGUAUGGAUCCCGCCGUUCGUGCCGCCACCAAGAAGACCAUUGAUGUCUUCUCUACUGCCUACCCCGAGCUGCUGCGCGAGAAGUUCUUCGUCAACGUCCCUACCAUCAUGGGCUGGAUGUUCUCCGCCAUGAAGCUGUUCCUCAGCCGCAACACUACCCGCAAGUUCCACCCGAUCUCCAACGGCGCGAACCUCGCCCGUGAGUUCCCCGCGGCCAUUGCGGACAAGAUCCCCAAGACCUACGGUGGAAAGGGUGCUGAACUGAAGGACGAGGCACGAACUGUCCAACUUGUGGAGGACAAGGUGGAGAAGGAGGAUAAGAAGGAUGAGGCCAAGCCAGUCGAAGCCACCGAGGAGACUGCCGCCCCCGCUGAUGAGAAGCCCGUUACGGAGGAGGCUCCCAAGGAAGAGGCUGCUAAAGAAGAGACUGCUAAGGAAGAGCCUGUUAAGGCAGAGGCUCCCAAGGAGGAGCCCGUUAAGGAGGAAGUUCAUGUCCAGGUGGGGGCCACUAAUACCGAGCAGACUACUGAGAAGGAGGUGCUCAAGGAGGAGAUCAAACCUGUUGCUGAGGAGGCCAAGUAA